Molecule: messenger RNA, 8080 nt
Organism: Haplochromis burtoni (Burton's mouthbrooder)
Lineage: Eukaryota; Metazoa; Chordata; Actinopteri; Cichliformes; Cichlidae
Gene: pde10a
Product: phosphodiesterase 10A
Exons: 23
Coding region: 1475-3946 (823 amino acids)
Biological process (GO): negative regulation of receptor guanylyl cyclase signaling pathway; signal transduction
Molecular function (GO): 3',5'-cGMP-stimulated cyclic-nucleotide phosphodiesterase activity; protein binding
Source: RefSeq, a predicted model, not a curated record
ACUGGCACGAAUGCAACUGUAGCAACAAACCUAUGUUUGAUUUCCAAACUACUCGCUUUGACAUCAGAGUAUGCACAUUUUGUAGAAACGAUAUGCGCGCGGCGCUUGAAAUCUAAACCAGAUGUAGUAAAUGGAAUAAGAUCCUCUGACCCGGGAGUGCUCAUAAAUAAAUCAACUAUGAGAGAAUGAAGGGCGAGCGGGAGGGAGAGCAUUUGCUCAACUGGUGUCAGGCACACCUCUGUGACUCUCCAAAAAAGCAAAAUGAAUGUGUAGCAGUCACUGAUAAUCUGAUACUGUCUGUGCAGUUCUAUCCAGCUGGAUAUCUCCUCAAAAUCUCCAAGCACGCACAGUCCUUUGUCGCUGUAGCAAAAGAAGGGCGCUGAUUUCACUAUUCUCUGGCAUUCCUAGGCGAGUCGAGCGGAGAGGGAAAAACUACCAUCAAGCAAUUUGUAAAAGCCAGACCCGUGGCGUCAUUGGCUGCUGCUGUAUAUACUGUGCGUAAUACCACGAUUCUUCUGCCUCAUUUAUUCACAGCUCAUUCUCAAGUUGCUCUGUGGCUCCCGAACACUGAAGUCAAACCAAACCUAUUCGUUCAAGACUGGUCUUCACAACAUCAUGCGUGUUUGUUCGAUUUAUGUUAGUCUCGCACACGGAUUAGGAGGUUUUGUGCGAGACGUAUUACAGACAAAAACAUUGUUCUCCACUCGUCGCUGGACUGAUGGUAUUGUGAAAAAGAAGGUACUGUACUCCCCCUACACUACUUCUGUAGAACACUGUCUCCAAUUUUACGCUGGAAAGGAAUCCUCCCCUCCUUAACAGAUGUUGCCGGAGAGUGUUUUCUAUUCGCAACAUAGUGUGUAGCGCAGAUGUUGCCAGAGGAACGUAUGCUUCGGUGUACUUUAUCGGGCAGAGCACGUCCAGCUAAUCUCCGUUUACAUUGGCCUUUACUCUUGAAGAUACCCAAGAGUUCCCGUUGUGUCGGCUGUGCGUCAUCGAUGCCUGAUUAGACUUGUAGUCUGACGUCGCCGAGCACCAUUCAAGCAAAAUACCUCACACAAUGUUGAAAGUCUAAAAUGAUUUUUUAACGCAUCCGGGAUGACGAAAACCACUUUUUUUCUUUCUUAUAUAGAGGUGGAUCAACAAGUUGCCUCCAGUGCGUAAUUUCCAUCUGAGUAGGUCUGAAGCGUAAUCCGUAAUCCACACGUGAUCGACAAAUCACUCCAGCUGCAAAUAUUUCUCAUUUGACAAGGGAAAUAAACCCCGGACGGACGUGGAGACGCAUCUUGUGUGAUUACGGCGGGAAUCAAGAGCUGACGGGCCUCUUGUUUCGCUGCGUCUCCAGAUGCUCGACUGGCCGCCACAUGGUAACUUUGCGCACACAGCACGCUGCAAAGGGCACAUAUAGAGAAGGAAUCUGAAUGAACGGGACUGAGAUUUAUUCGCAUUUCUCUUAUCGCCACCCCCAGACUGUUGUAUGUGUAUUAUACCCUGCCGGUUGAAGGUGUCUCACGUUGUCAGCAGAUAUCAAUUCGGCGGUGGAUAUAUCAAUCACCCGAACAGUGAGCAGCAAAUGUCGAAGAAACGGAAAAGUCCUGAUGACCAGGACUUUGAGGACUAUCCGCCUGCAGGAACCAGCGACCAAGGCUUGACAGAUGAGAAAGUGAAGGCCUACCUCUCGCUGCACCCGCAGAUUCUGGAUGACUUUGUGUUGGAGAGUGUGAGUGCAGAGACGUUGGACAGAUGGCUGAAGAGGAAAACCAGCAGCAGGCCUGCAGAUGACACAUCCUCUAAAGAAGUCAGCAGGUACCAGGACACAAAUAUGCAGGGUGUGGUGUACGAACUCAACAGCUACAUAGAGCAGCGCCUGGACACUGGAGGAGACAAUAAACUCCUGCUCUAUGAGUUGUGCAACAUCAUCAAAACAGCAACUAAAGCUGAUGGAUUUGCACUUUACUUCUUGGGAGAAUGCAACAAUAGUUUAUGUUUAUUCACUCCAACGGCGGCCAAGGAUGGGCCUCCAUCCCUCAUCCCCUCUGGCCCCAUCGCAUUUGGGACAACCAUUGCCGCUCAUGUUGCCAAGACUCGCAAAACACUGCUAGUAGAGGACGUCAUGGGGGACGAGAGAUUCCCCGACGGCACAGGGCAGGACUCAGGGAUCCAUGUUCACUCUGUCCUGUGCCUCCCCAUCGUCACUGCCAUCGGGGACCUCAUUGCCAUCGUGGAGCUUCACCGGCACUGGGGCAAGGAGCCCUUCAACCUCAGCCACCAGGAGGUUGCUACAGCUAAUUUAGCAUGGGCAUCAGUUGCUAUUCAUCAAGUGCAGGUGUGCAGAGGCCUCGCCAAACAGACUGAGCUCAACGACUUCCUACUAGACGUGUCAAAAACAUACUUUGAUAACAUUGUGGCAAUAGAUUCUCUACUUGAACAUAUUAUGAUAUAUGCAAAAAACCUGGUGAAUGCAGACAGGUGUGCACUCUUCCAGGUAGAUCACAAUAACAAAGAACUAUACUCUGACCUGUUCGACAUUGGGGAAGAGAAAGAAGGCAAACCUGUCUUUAGGAAAACCAAAGAAAUUAGGUUUUCUAUAGACAAGGGAAUAGCUGGCCAAGUGGCUCGGACAGGGGAAGUCUUAAAUAUCCCAGAUGCCUAUGCAGACCCACGGUUCAACAGAGAGGUGGACUUGAAAACUGGCUACACCACGCGGAACAUUCUGUGCAUGCCCAUUGUGAGCAGGGGGACUGUUAUAGGUGUGGUGCAGAUGGUGAACAAGUUAAGCGGAAGUGCCUUCACUAAAACAGAUGAGAACAACUUUAAGAUGUUUGCUGUCUUUUGUGCUCUGGCCUUACACUGUGCAAAUAUGUACCACAGGAUCCGACACUCUGAAUGCAUUUACAGAGUGACGAUGGAGAAACUGUCUUAUCACAGCAUCUGCACAUCAGAAGAAUGGAAGACCCUCACCCAGCUCAACCUCCCUGCACCUAUUUAUAAAGAGAUUGAAAUGUUCCACUUUGACAUCAGUCCCUUUGAGGAGAUCUGGCCUGCCAUUUUUAUCUACAUGGUUCAUAACUCCUGUGGAAAGACCAGCUUUGAGCUGGAGAAGCUGUGCCGGUUCACCAUGUCCGUAAAGAAGAACUACCGCCGUGUGCCCUACCACAACUGGAAGCACGCAGUGACGGUGGCACACUGUAUGUACGCCAUCCUACAGAAAACCUCUGGGAUCUUCACAGAGCUAGAGAAGAAGGGUUUGCUAAUAGCCUGUCUUUGCCAUGAUCUGGACCAUCGGGGGUAUAGCAAUGCCUACCUCCAGAAGUUUGACCAUCCACUGGCUGCUCUGUACUCAACCUCCACCAUGGAGCAGCACCACUUCUCUCAGACUGUUUCUAUCUUGCAGCUGGAAGGGCACAAUAUUUUCUCCAACCUGACUUCCAGCGAGUACGAGCAGGUGCUGGAGAUCAUUCGAAAGGCCAUCAUCGCCACAGACCUCGCCCUCUACUUCAACAACCACCAGCAGCUGUCGGAGAUGCUGACCUCAUGUGCGCUGGAUUUGAACAACCAUUCCCACAGGGACCGUGUGAUUGGUCUGAUGAUGACAGCAUGUGACCUGUGUUCUGUUACCAAGCAGUGGCAAAUCACACGACUCACAGCCAACGACAUCUAUGCUGAGUUUUGGGCUGAGGGAGAUGAGAUGAAGAAGAUUGGGAUCCAGCCGAUCCCUAUGAUGGACAGAGACAAGAAGGACGAGGUUCCCCAAGGCCAAGUGGGAUUCUACAAUGGUGUUGCAGUUCCAUGUUACACGACACUUGCUGAGCUUUUUCCUCCAUCAGGUCCUCUGCUAAAGGCCUGCAAAGAGAACCUGGGCCAGUGGGAGAAAAUAGCAAGGGGAGAGGUGGAGGACAUCGUGCCCAGCCGGCCUUGUGAUUCGGGCCCUGUUAAGGUGGACAACUGACAGACAAAGGAGGGUUGCUUGCUCACCAAAGGAACACAGCCUGAAUCCUGCCGUUGACCCAGACCAUUGAAGGGGAAUGAACCCGCAGUCUGUGUUGGCAGGAGACGGAUUAGAUAAAGGCGACUUGACUUUCAAAACACACACACACAGUUACCUCAUCGGGUGACGGAGGUGUCAACACUGACGGUUUCACCGAUCCCAGAGAGUGACAGACAGUUGUUGGUGAGGGAAUUCAAUCCAUCGCCCUACGUCCACUCAGCUUGGGAAUUCACUUGGUAGAACAGACUUGGUUGCUUUAUUUUGGCUGUAUUAUGUUAUUUUAUUUUAUUUUUUUCAUAUGAGCUGAUUCCAUUAUGGUCUUGUAUUUGCAGAGGCCUUAUUCUGAACCUUUCACAGGCUAGGAUAUGUGAAAUCUUGUUGUCAGUUCAGGCUUUUUUUUUUCUUUUUUUUUUAAAACGGUACUGUUUGCCUUCUGUGUUUGCCGUAUGCGCACUACUUCAGCAAGGUAUUCCCAGAGACAGAAGGAAUGUGUGGAGCAGAUGUAGGGGUGUAAUGCCAUCUCAUUGAGAAGGUGGACACUAGAUUUUUUUUUAUUACUUUUUCAGCAAAAAUCCUUUGCAGUACUUGAAUAAAGACAUACAGCCUAUUCUGCGAGGAGAUGGCAGAAAUCCCCUGCAGUGUAUGCUACAAGCGUGAAUGAACUGUGAUGAGUUACAUAAUGCCGACAUUUGUGAAUACAGUCACAAGAGAGUCACAAUGUUUCCUGAAGUGGACCCCGCAGCCUUUUAGCCCCAAGCGUGUAGAAACCUGCUGCACAGUACAUCAACAUCCUUCGGAUUAACAGGAUCUGACCCCAGAUCAGCAGUCACUGUUUGUAGUACGGAGAUCAGGAAAAAGGAAUGAGCAAGGUUCCCGUUCCAGAUGUUUAUAUUAAGCCAAGACUGCAUACUGCUUAAUUUCCUCUCUCAUUUUUGAAGCCACUAUCACAUCAUCAAUUACUUUGCACAACAAGUUAACUAAAGAAUGACUGUAGGAAGUGGACUGCAUAGUUUGGGAUGUUUUAUCUUCUCUUUUUUUUUUAUAAGCAAGUUUCAUAGAGGCUGAAGUUAACGGCAAACAGUCAUCUGCUUCAUAUUUUCCCAUAAUGUCAAACCUGUUAAGCUAAAGUGAAAUAUGUCCAACUCUGGGAUUGCAAGUGAAGAAUGUAGUUUGACCGUUUGCCGGUGUGUGACUGAAGUUUCCCUCGAAGGAAAUCAAUCAUCCUCUUUUACACUGAUUCUCCAACCUCAUGCUGGGGGUUGGAGGGGGGGGGGCGCACACACAUUUGGACACUUUCACAUGAGUUUCCGAGAUCUUCCAAAAGACAAAUUUAUUUGUCUGAAACUGUCAUUCCAGUGGACAGUGUCCCUCAGAGACUGACACUAUUGCUCCAGUAAUUUGUUAUGCGACUGAUACUGCGGCCCCCGGUGUUGUGAAUGUACAUUUCGAUGAAUGUUUCGUUGGUUGUAGACACUCGGUGGUGGCACGUGGGUAAGCGCGCCAUCAGUUACCACCAUGUGCUCUGUCUUACUUUUCAGAAUUGCUUCCAGUAAGCUUCAACCAAGAGCAACAAUUAGCAUGCACCUAAACCGAACUUUAUAUUCGAACUUUUUGCAUAUAGGUGUAUACUGUGUACAAUCUAGGAUUUAGUUUGUACAGACUGAGAUGUAUGCUCUGAUGGUGCUACUCUGAAUGGCAGUCGCGCACUUUCUGACUGUGUGUGUGAGUGUGUGUGUGCGCAUGUGUGUGUGUAUGUGAGAGACACAGAGAGAGAGCACGAGCAUGAAAGAAAGCUUUGUCUUUUCCCCACUCCAACCCCACCUGACAACAUGAUAAAGUCACUGCACUGUCCCUUCUACUUUUCAGCACCAGUUAUAUCCUAUUGUCUGCACUAUGUUUAGCUUAUCAUUAUUAUUAUUAUUAUUAUUAUUGCUAUUAUUACUAUUGUUAUUUUCUUAAUUAGAGUUAAAUUUAAAUUAACUUAUAUUUUUUAUACAAAGAAAAAUAAUGUUGGCCUUUUUUUGUUUUGUACAAAGUAAACAUUAAGAUAAAUUAAACAGUCUAGACAUGUUACCGUUACCAAGAAUAACUGAGGAAUGUCUUAACUGUACAUGUAAGAGCAGUAGCCCAAAUGACUUUUAAUAAAUACCUGAAAAUACACCUUUGUGCCAGUUUAUUCAUUACCUACAUACCUUUCUUUCUUGGGCCGGGUGGGGGGUCUCACUGUUAAUGCAUCCUGUUUCAAUGAUCAGUAACAAUGCAUCACCCCUGAAUGGUCAGUAGCAACACCCUACUUUUUAAUUGUUCUAAAAAAAAAAUGAAAAAAGAAAAGAACACUUUUUAUUACUUUUGAGUUAUUAGAAAUUUCAGGAAAUUUGUGAAAUAGCCUCUUGUUUGCAGCUAUAAAUAAACUGAAAAGUAGAGUGUUUAUCAUUUAUAGCAUCUAUAGCAUUUCAGUAUCAACACUUUAUGGUAACUCUGUAAUAAUUACUGUAUUUAAUUCACUCUGUAAUAUCACUUUUGCCCUUUGAGCUGGUCAAACAAAUGUAGUAAAAGAAUACGAAAGUCGGCAAAAUCUGAAUGUCAUAAAUGUUUCUUUUAAGAAGAUGAGUUCCUGAGAUCUCCUCUUGGAAUUCUGGGAGUGUGUAUAGUUGUCUUAUUGUCCUUGCACGACAAAGGCUUGCAGCUGACUGAACUAGUUUUGUAAUAAAGCCUCAUCCGCUGCCGUUAUCAUUCAUGUUAACAAUCGAAUUUCUACAAGAUGGCUGCCCAAAACUACAGAUCCAUCACUGUGUUAAACAGUUGGCAGCUGGUGCUAUGGAGGGAGGGAAAGUUUAAGCACAUUUGGAUUGAUGGAGUAAAAAGACAAAAAGAUGACUCACUGUACAAUUCUGUCUUACUUUCAUAUUUUUUCAUAUAAUUAUGUAGUAUCUUUUUGGCGCCAUUGCCUACUGACUAUUAAAAAACAUUUCUUUACAAAUUCUCAGUAAACAAUAUGAACAAUAUUUAAUCUGACUGCAUUCUUCCCACAGAGAUGAUCAAUUUAAAUGUACAUUUUGACUAAGGGAACUUAAAUUACUUAAAUUAAGUCAUUGCUCAGACUAGAGAUGGACUGUGGCAUUUCAUAUGUGAAUAGUCAUUAAAUAAACCUCUAAUGAUAACAUUUUACAUGUUGAGGUAGUGGACAAAAUAAGAAUGCAAAUGAAUGCAAAACGUUGUUGCAACACAACCAUAUUAAUGUACAAUAAAAUACAUUACAGUUUUUUAUUCAUGUUCAAUUUUGCCAUCUGUGUAUUCUGGUGACUUGAACCCUGAGUCCAUGUUUCACUGUUUUUCUCCUACUCCCUCAGGGCCCUGUGUUUAAUGCACAUAAUAACCCACUUAUUACAAAGAACCAGGUGAAGAUGAAGUGAAGAGUUUGAAUAAAGUUUUUACAAGUAACAACAUUUCCCCAUUUCACAAAGACUUGUAUUAAUUUCUCGUUCUGUGCAGGAACAUAUGUAGUAUUUAUUGAAGAGCACUGGAGUUCUUAUCAAAUAAUGAAACGAUUUUUUUAUAGAUGUAAAUGUUUUUAAUAGUUCCCUUCUUUGAAUAUAAGUAAGCGGAUCCCAUAAUUGCGUUAAUGUUUAGAUAUCUAUGAACACAAACUUACUUAACGCAUAGAGUACUCUACAAUCUCACUCCAGCUGUUUUCUUCGUCAGGUCCAGGUGAGGACUAGCGCCUGAAAGCUCACGGGUACGAUUAUUAUCGGGACACUGAACGCAGCACAAACAUUACGCACUUCGAUCACCUUGGCAACCGAGUGAAGCACAGACUGCUGCGGCCAUGAAGAAAGUUUGUUUUCUGUCCUGAGCCUGUCCAAAUUACAGUUAGCUAACAGUUGGCCUUCACAGCCAUGUCCAGCAGUGUGAAGCCAAUGCCUGGGCGCUAUGGGAGUGAUAUCCACAGACUGCUGCUGGCGGCUGAAGCCGGGCAGAAGGCUGAUAUCCUGGCCUACUCCUCGGGUCAUCUGGGGCCUCGCAGACUGAACCAGAGUCAGUCUCAAGAGGAGACAACGUCGGUUUUUUGGAGGAUGUCUCAGAGCCAAGAAGAAA